AUCAGAUACAACAAAACACACAUAAGCAAAAGAAACAAAAAAAAAACAAGAAAAAGAUGGAAGAAACUCAGAAUCAUGUAUUACAAGAAGAAGCAGAAGGAUCAAAGAUGGAGAAAGUAUACAUAGCUGUAGGAAACGACUUACAAGAAGGUUUCAAGACGAUAGAUUGGGCUUUAAAGAAAUGGAACAACAUACCAAUCUCCAUCGUUCUUCUCCAUCUCUGCAACAUUUCUCAAGAUUUCGUUUACACCCCUUUUGGGAAGCUUCCAGCGAGUUCUGUGAGCGAGGAGAAGCUUCAAGUACUUAGAAAAUACGAGGACCAAAAGAUCAACAAGUUGUUGUCUAAAUACGUUACUUUUUGUAAAAAGUCACAGGUGAAAGCAGAGUUACACAAGGUGGAGAAGCAAGAUGAUUCAAUCCAAGUACUAAUCUUAGAUCUGAUCACAAAGCUAAGAAUCACAAAACUCGUCAUGGGAAUCACUUUCAUGAGAUCUUCAUCAUCUUGGAAAUCUAAGAGUGCUAUAAGUGGAUCUUUCCAUAUAUACCAAAACAAACCGGAUUUUUGCGAGUUUUAUAUAAUCUGUGGAGGCAAAAUGGUUAUGCUAAAGAGGGAGAGUGAUGUGAACAAUAAUAUUAGAAGCUGGAUUGGUAAAAUGUUUCAUGAUCAUGGAAGAAAUCUAGACCGUUCAUCUAACAGUAAUGAUGAUCCAACGGCUAGUGGAAGUCCAUGGGAUAAGAAUUUGCAGGAGAUGGAGAUUUAUUUCCAGCAAUUAUUGAGUUUGAAUCUUGAAGAAGAAGAUGUCCAAGAAGAGGAUGAAGAUGGUGGUGAGGAGGUGGCACUAGACGUGCUGCAAGAUAUGAAUGUAGGAGAGAAGUUAGAGUAUGUGAGAAGAAAGGUGAAUGAAGCUAAGCUAAUGAUAGAAGACAACAUGAGAGAAGUCAAAGUCAACUCUGAGAGAUCAGACAAAGCUGAAUGGGCCAUCUCUUUAUGCAACUGCAGAAUUGAAGAGCUUGAAGCUGGGAUAAAAGAAGAAACCGAGAAAAGAGAGAAGCUUCAAGGGACGUUAGAUUCAGACAGAGAAUGCAUUGAACAAGCAAAGAACGAUGUGGAAAAAGGAAAAGCUAAGCUAGUUUCUCUUGGUGAGCUUCAAGAAGAGCUUUCAAGCAAGGUUAAGACACUGUCAGAUGCUAAACUACAAUCAGAAGCUGAGUUAGAGAAGGCCGUGUUAAAGAAAGAAGAGAUGAUGAUUGAGAUUGAGAAACUUAGGAACCAAAGAGACGUUUUCAACCGUAGAAUUGAGUUUUGCAAAGAGUUGGUUUCAGAGGAAGAAGAAGAAGUGAAGUGUGGGUAUAGAGAGUAUGUUGCAGAAGACAUAAGACUUGCUACAGAGAGUUACUCAGAUCGCUUGAGGCUAAAAUCUGGAGGUAACUGGACUAAUGUGUACAGAGGAAGGAUCAAACACACAACAAUGGCUGUGAAAGUGAUUGGUGACCGUUUAUCAGAUGAAGAUUUUGCAGCUAAAGUGAAGCUUCUGAAUGAGAUCAGACAUCCUAACUUGGUGGCAAUAGCUGGAUUCUGUUCAGAGAAGCCUAAGUGCAUACUCUUUGAGUAUAUGCACAAUGGUAACUUAAGGGACAAUCUAUUCACAUCUCAAAGGAAAUCAAGAAGAACCAAGAUACUUACAUGGCAUGAUAGGAUCCGUAUAGCUCACCAGGUCUGCUCCGGACUCGGGUUUCUACACUCGGUCAAGCCUAAACCGAUCGUCCACGGUCGUCUUACGCCUUCCAAGAUCCUCCUGGACCGUAACCUUGUACCGAAAAUAACCGGGUUUGGGGUUGUGAUACAACAAACCGAUACAAAACCUGAUGUGAUGGCCUUUGGGGUGUUGCUUUUGCAUCUCUUAACCGGGAGGAACUGGCCCGGUUUGCUUAAAGCGAUGUCGAUGAACCAGGCGAGUAUCUUAAGAGAUUUGGAUCAAACAGCUGGUAAGUGGCCUUUGGAGUUAGCUAAGGAGUUUGGUGCACUUGCUGUGAAAUGCUCUUCAGUGAACAGAGCAGGAGGGAACAUUGAUUUUACAACUAGAGAGAUAAUGCAAGAGCUUGGUAAGAUAAUGGAGAAAGCUAAUGAGUUUAGAAUCAAAGGUGGUUACGAGGAAGCAACUAACACAAAGAUGGAUGAAGCUGAUCCUAAUGAUAUACCGAGUGUUUUCAUAUGUCCUAUACUUCAGGAAGUGAUGAAGAAUCCACAUGUUGCAGCAGAUGGAUUCUCCUAUGAGCUUGAGGCUAUAGAGGAAUGGCUAAGCAUGGGACAUGACACGUCUCCUAUGACGAAUCUGAGAUUGGAUUAUCUAUUUCUUACACCGAAUCAUACUCUUCGUGCUCUUAUUCAAGAUUGGCAUAGCAAAAAAGCAGCACAAGCUUCCUCCUAAGUUGAUACUUUUGUAUACACACACAGAAAAACUCAAUAAAGUUUACAACUUUGUAUUCUAUUUCAU
This is a messenger RNA of Eruca vesicaria subsp. sativa (arugula), 2495 nucleotides long. The record is from the annotation of a GenBank genome assembly. Lineage: Eukaryota; Viridiplantae; Streptophyta; Magnoliopsida; Brassicales; Brassicaceae.